GUAUGAUUUACAUUAGGUGUGUCUGGUUACCCUAAAGUUUGUAACAAUUGUUACAAAUUGUUACUGGAAGUCGUCUGUUAACCCAAAAGUUCUGCAAAAGAGAGCGGUUGGAGAGAGAAAUUUUGACAGUUCUUUCAGUGAGAGUUUGCAAAUUCUUGCUGGAAAAAUUUCUUCUUGCAAUCUCUUGCAACUCUUCUUCUUCUCAUACAUCGACAUUCAAUCAGAUGUUUUCUAUUGUUUGUUUAUUUAUUUUUGUGCUUUCAAUUUGAAAAUAAUUUUUUUUGGAAUUAGCAAGACUAAUUGUUUUUGGAGAAAAACUUUACAAAACGAGAAAAACGUAAGUAUUAAUAUGUAAUAGGAAAAUAAAAGACUAUUUCCAGCAUUUUUAGAAAAAUGACGGAAGAAGAUCAGUGUGUCUCUGUAGCCAGUGGCAGUAAAUUAUUAAGCCCAAAUAUGGAUUUGGAUAUGCAGAAAGAAACAAUUGUUAAGGUGGUUACUACAUUGUUGAUGGAAUCAUCCUCAUCUGAAAGUGAUGAUGAUGAUGAGGUAUUUUUUCAAGCAAUAUUGAUAAGAGAGGACAAACUUUUCCAUGAUGUUUUACAUAUUACGAAGAAAAACAAAAGAAAUGCGGUCAAAAAAUACAUUGAAUGUAUUGUGCCCACAUACACGGAGGAAGAAUUUAGAAGACAUUUCCGUGUAUCAAAAAGCCUAUGUCAAAGGUUAUCCAACUGGGACAUGUAUAAAAAAAUGCGUCCAGACAAGAAAUUCUCAGAAGAGACGAAUAUCCUGGUAUUUUUGUGGUUUGCCGGCCACGAGGCGUGCAGUUAUAGAGACAUUGCAGACCGAUUCGAUCUAUCUCUGUUUACGGUAGGUGCAAUUAUAUCAAGGCGAAAAAAUUAA
Musca vetustissima is the source of this 900-nucleotide messenger RNA. RefSeq lists its product as uncharacterized. Bases 394 to 900 code for a protein of 168 amino acids. The record is from RefSeq and is a predicted model, not a curated record. Lineage: Eukaryota; Metazoa; Arthropoda; Insecta; Diptera; Muscidae. The transcript has 2 exons.